Messenger RNA from Rotaria sp. Silwood1, 2052 nucleotides. The record is from the annotation of a GenBank genome assembly. Lineage: Eukaryota; Metazoa; Rotifera; Eurotatoria; Philodinida; Philodinidae.
AUGAAAUACAAAGCGUUAGAUGAAUUACUUUCAGCUAAUGGAGCUAAUCGUAAUCCUUUAGAUAAAACUGAAUUAAAAUCUUGGAUCGCUCUUAUAGUUACUGCUGUUGCAGCAACAUCAAUAUUCGGUCUUGUCUGGUUGAUUAUUUUGCUUGCUGUACCAAUUAUUUUACUUGUUAUUGGCACACGUUAUCGUGAUCCACGCUAUUGUCCAAUUGAACCUCGUAUUAGUCUUUUUCUAAUUGUUUCGGGAAGUGUUGCUUUAGCACUGAUAACUCUUAAUAUUAUUAUUUCAGUCGUAACUAUUUUUCUUACUUCUCUUCGUUCCUUAUUGUCUUUAAUUCUUCCAUUUAUUUUAACCAUAAUUAUUCUAUUUAGCGGGAUUUUUUCAUUUAUUUGGCUUAUUAUCGGAAGUGUAUGGACAUUUCUUAUUAAUAAGCAAGUUACACAUGAAUAUGAUACAACUAAUAAUUUUUAUACAUAUAAUUAUUGUCAUCCUGUUUUAUAUAAGUUUACAUUUGUUUAUUUAAUACUGUGUUAUAUUUUUAUGGUUAUUACUUGUUGUUAUCAAUGUAUUUUUAAUAUAUUCUGGUAUCCAUAUAUACAAUGUACCAACAAUGUACCGAUCACAACGACUGGAUUUGGUGGUGCCAACACAAAUCUAAGUUGUGUUGUGGACUGUUCAACCGAUGGUGGAUAUUCUAGUUCACCAAUUAAUAUCCUCACUGAUUGUGUAUCAGCUAGUUCAUCAUUUUCAAUGAUGACAAGUGAAGGAACGAAAACUAAAACACUUGCGGCUGAAGCACAUUUUUAUAUAGCUUAUAGAGGAAGUGCUUGGGUACCAUUAUACGAUCCUGCUCAAAGAGGUCUUGAAUGGUCUAUUGUAACAUAUAUUGAUCUUCGUAAACGACCGGAUGGUUUCAUAAAUACUCCACCUGUGGUCAAGUUUGUUUCUCCUCAAUAUACCUUUGUAAAUAAAACAAUAAAAAUUAAUAUUCCUGUUUCGGAUGCCAAUGCUGGAGAUGAUGUACGUUGUCGAUGGUCAACAUUUACAAGUGGAUAUCGAAGACGGAAACGAUCGAACGAUGAAGAAAACCACGAAAAUCAACAUCAACCUGAUCACAGAUACAAAACCCAAAAUGAUAAUAAUGAAAUCAUCAAUACACGAAAAAAAAGACAGACGUGUCAAUGUAGUUCAGGCAAGUUGUGUACCGCUAUUGAGUGCCAAAAUACCUUAUGCACGGGCAUAAAAUGUGCAAGUACAUGCUGCGAUAGCGUAGCAACAAAAAUAUCGACUACAGAUAGUACAACCAGUACAGCAAUUAUGACUACAACUGGUGCAACCAGUGCAACAACAUUGACUACAGUUAGUACCUCCAUAAUGAGUUCAACUACACUCGAAACUGUAGGAACACUAAAAUCGACUUCAACAUAUCCAAUUCGUCAAGCAAUUGACGAAUGUGCCGACAUAUGUUAUCCAGAUAGGGUGCCUACUGGUACAACCCUGUCCAAUUGCACGAUCACAUUCACAGGUGAUAAAGCUGGUGUCUGGUAUGCUGUUGCAAUUCAGGUUGAAGAUUUUAUCGAUUCAACAAGUACGACACCGAUGAGUUCAGUACCAGUUCAAAUGCUGAUUUAUGUUCAACCACAACCUGCUUGUUCAGAUGCACCCAUAAUUUUCCCUCUAAGCCGUUGUCUAGAAGUACAAGUUGGCAUCUCCAUCAGUUUCAAUCUAUCUAUAAUGGAUUUAUGUAAUCAGACUGUGGCUAAACUUGCUGAUAUAAUUAUUUCAAGUGCAAUUACUGGUAUGACUCGAGAUAAUCUGACAAGUUCACCAACAAAUUCAUCAGUUUCCUACGUCACAUUCGCUUGGACACCACAGGCAAAUCAAGUUGGAUCAAAACAACUAUGUGUAAUUGCAUUUACAACUGAAAAUUUAGAAUCUGAUCAAUAUUGUGUUACAUUUACUGUGAAAAAUUCAUCUGAUGUCUGUGUAACAACCACAACAUCUACAAGUACAAAAACAACAACAUCAACCACUACAACUGUGUAA